UGCCGUCGCCAAGAGGCAGCCGCGCGCAGCGAGCCGGUGGCGCAGAUAUCUGGGGGAACCCCGAGCGCCGAGCCCGGGAGCAUGAUCGUGGACAAGCUGCUGGACGACAGCCGCGGCGGAGAGGGGCUGCUGGAAGCGGCCGGCGACGGCGGCCUCAUGACCAGCCCGCUCAACCUGGCCUACUUCUACGGCUCGUCGCCGCCGGCCGCGGCCCCGGGCGCCUGCGACGCCAGCUUCUCGUCGCCCGGACCCUCGGCGCCCGGCUCGCCCGGCUCCGACUCCUCCGACUUCUCCGCCUCGUCCGCGUCCUCCUGCGGAGCGGUCGAGUCCCGGCCGAGAGGGGGCGCCCGCGCAGAGCGGCUUCUAGUUGAGCCUCAUAUGGGGGUUGGAAGGCAGCAGAGAGGACCCUUUCAAGGUGUUCGCGUGAAGAACUCAGUGAAGGAACUGCUGCUGCACAUCCGAAGUAAUAAACAGAAGACGUCUGGCCAACCUGUGGAUGAUCUGAAGGCACCAGGUGUGAACAGAGAGCAAUUUGUAGAAUUGAAGAACGAGGUAUCAUAUAGUGGAAAAAGGAAAGGACUCGAUUCAUUGUCUGAUGGACCAGCUUGUAAAAGGACAGCUCUGUUACAUACCCAAUUUCUGACACCACCUCAAACACCAACACCUGGGGAGAGCAUGGAAGAUGUUCAUCACGGUGAAUCCAAGCAGGACAGCAGUGCAGAUCUGCUUCAGAACAUCAUCAACAUUAAGAACGAAUGCAGCCCAAUUUCCCUCAAUACUGUCCAAGUUAACUGGGCAAGCCCUGUGGUAGUCCCUCAGUGCUCCCCCAGAGAGAACUCUCAAGACUUCCAUGGAGGGCAGAUCUUUGCUGCGCCUCAGAAACAACAGCCGUUCCAACUCAGCAGCUCCCCAUACAUGAUGGACCAGGCUUCCAUGUACCAGUAUUCUUCACAGAACCAGAACAUGCAGCCGCCACAGGAGAACAUGCAGGAGAACGUGCAGCAAUACACCCACACCCCAAUUCUGGAAUACAGUCCUUACUCUAGAACUUCUCAGUCCCCAAAUUAUGAACCAAACUUGUUAGAUGGUCAGGGGCCACAGUUCUGUGCAAACCAGAGUUUUGCUGCCCUUCUGAGUGGUCAGGGGGAAUCUGAUAAUAUCACUGUUCCAAUUCGGACGGCCCCCAGUGUUCAACAACAAAGUGAUUCCCACCUGCAGAACUUCAGCAUGAUGCCACAUGGGGCCUGUGAGGCUGUGGAGGGACAGGAUGUGGGCUCUGUGCCUUUUAGCACUUCACUGCCAUUCCAGAACUUCAGUGGAAAUCCAAUGACCACUACACAGUUAGGGAAGUCACUUUUUCAGUGGCAAGUAGAGCAAGAAGAAAACAAACUGGCAAAUAUCUCUCAGGACCAGUUACUUUCAAAGGAUGCAGAUGGUGACACGUUCCUCCAUAUUGCUGUUGCCCAAGGGAGAAGGGCACUGUCUUACGUCCUUGCCAGAAAGAUGAAUGCGCUUCACAUGUUGGAUAUUAAAGAGCACAAUGGACAGAGUGCCUUUCAAGUGGCAGUGGCUGCCAAUCAGCAUCUCAUUGUGCAGGAUCUGGUGAACCUUGGGGCCCAAGUGAACACCACUGACUGCUGGGGAAGAACCCCUCUACAUGUCUGUGCUGAGAAGGGACACUCCCAGGUGCUUCAGGCAAUUCAGAAGGGAGCAGUGAGGAGCGAUCAGUUUGUGGAUCUGGAGGCUACUAACUAUGAUGGCCUGACUCCUCUACACAGUGCAGUUAUGGCCCACAAUGCGGUGGUGCAUGAGCUCCAGAGAAACCAGCAACCUCAUUCACCUGAAGUUCAGGAGCUUUUACUGAAGAAUAAGAGUCUGGUUGACACUAUUAAGUGUUUGAUUCAAAUGGGAGCAGCAGUGGAAGCUAAGGAUCGUAAAAGUGGCCGCACAGCCCUGCAUCUGGCAGCUGAAGAAGCAAAUCUGGAGCUCAUUCGCCUCUUUUUGGAGCUGCCCCACUGCCUGUCUUUUGUGAAUGCAAAGGCUUACAAUGGAAACACUGCCCUCCAUGUUGCUGCCAGCCUGCAGUAUCGGGUGACACAGUUGGACGCAGUUCGCCUAUUGAUGAGGAAGGGGGCAGACCCAAGUACACGGAACUUGGAGAAUGAACAACCAGUGCAUUUGGUUCCUGACGGUCCUGUGGGAGAACAGAUCCGGCGUAUCCUGAAGGGAAAGUCCAUUCAGCAGAGGGCUCCACCCUAUUAGCUCCCCUCACUCACUUGGAGCCCGGUCGGCAACACUCACUGUCAGUUAGGCAGUCCUGAUGUAUCUGUAUAUAGACCAUUUGCCCUGUAUUGGCAAAUGUAAGUUGUUUCUAUGAAACAAACAUAUUUAGUUCACUAUUAUAUAGUGGGUUAUAUUAAAAUAAAGUAUGAAAAAUAUCUAAUUCCUCUUGGCAGAUAUUAGUAUUUCAUGCCCAGGUAUCUGGGAUCUAGACAUUGGGAUUUAAACUGAAUGGUAACAUUGACUUCUGUUAACAGCAGCAUUUGGUAAGAAAAGGCUUUGAUUUGUGGCAUAAGGCAUUGCUCAUGAAGCUCUUGCCAGUUUAAAAGCAGGUAAAUUAUAAACUUUUUUAAAAAGGAAAAGUGAAAGCAUUUGAAAGCAAAAACAUAAAUGUGGGUGUAGUAUUGGAGCUUCAUUUGACCUGAUGUAGCAGUUAUUAGGUGUUAGACAGUCUGUAGUCAGGCAUUGGACUAGAUGAAAAAUGCUAUGAUUAUGAAUUUGACUUUUGUAAACUAUAUAAUUGUUAUUUUAUCUUUUAAAAUAUUUGUACAUAUUUGAUUUGUACAUGCCAUAUUUAAAAUGUGUAAGUCAAUAAAAUAGAAAAGAACAGUAAAUUGUCUCUAUCUUAAAAAAUUAUGUAUAUUUAAAAGAACUGUUAUAGUGUAACCACCCAAGUAAUGUCUGUAAGAUGAAGCAUUUGGAGAGCUGUUCCCUUAAUGACUGACAGAGCUCUGAACUGUAAAUAUGCUUUUUCUCAUGCAUUGAAAUGAUAUAUUUGCAGGGAAUACAUUUAAAAAGAAAACUUUUAGACUGCUUUCUAGAAUUUAUAAUUUACUUGUUUCGUUGGAACUUUUGUUUUAUUUUUAUAGGAGCAACAGAAUGUUGAAGUAUGUCUUACUGGUUUUCUGUUGUCAAAUAGUGAUAAUGAAGCAUGUUUUAUAUUACCAUUCAGGAAAAAAUGGUGUUUUUUUUUUAAGUUACCUUAAAAUUAAUUACUUUGCUUACCUCUGGCAUAUCCUAAAAAACAUACUUGCCUUUGAUUGCACACUAAUACUUUUUGUAAUAAAUUUGAUUCAUUAAAUUUUUUUUUUUGAGAUGUCUCACAAGCAACUGACUCACUUUGUAAUGAAGUACUUAAAUCCUUUUUAAAAAGAUACCCUGUGGAAUGAUCACAUUGUAUGACCCAGUAUGUCUUGUGGACAAAAGUUAGUUAUAGUUAUUUGGUACCUGUAAAUAUGACUGAUUGUAGACCAUUCUGUUUAUACAGAAUUUCAU
Molecule: messenger RNA, 3555 nt
Organism: Condylura cristata (star-nosed mole)
Lineage: Eukaryota; Metazoa; Chordata; Mammalia; Eulipotyphla; Talpidae
Gene: NFKBIZ
Product: nuclear factor of kappa light polypeptide gene enhancer in B-cells inhibitor, zeta
Exons: 12
Coding region: 82-2262 (726 amino acids)
Biological process (GO): regulation of gene expression
Cellular component (GO): nucleus
Molecular function (GO): POU domain binding; DNA binding
Source: RefSeq, a predicted model, not a curated record